AACUAAACUAAAGGCGGAAGUAAUUGAAGGGAAAUCCUCUCGGUUCACUUCAGUCAUUCUGGUUCUGUACUGCUCGGAUGGUAGGAUGGUGGUUCUGAAAGGGAUCCCCUCUGUUUUGUCCCCUGAUCUGCUGUAUGCUCUCGCCAAAAUGGGCCACGGGGAUGAACUGGUUCUUGCAGAUGCAAAUUUCCCUACAUCUUCUAUUUGUGCAUGUGGCCCUAAAGAGAUAAGAGCUGAUGGUUUGGGAAUCCCACAGCUUUUAGAUGCAAUUUUAAAGCUGUUGCCCCUGGAUACCUAUGUCCCCAGCCCGGCAGCGGUCAUGGAUCUGGUAGACAGUGACAAACAAAGAUGUCUAGCUGUCCCUGUGUGGGAAACUUACUCACAACUCCUCAGCCAAGCAGGCUCUCAGAGUCCUUUGGAGAAAGUGGAAAGAUUUUCUUUCUACGAACGAGCCAAGAAGGCCUACGCUGUUGUGGCAACCGGGGAAACUGCUCUGUAUGGAAACCUAAUAUUGAAGAAGGGAGUUAUUCCUGCUGAGCUGCUGCAUUGAAGCCAAACUACUUUUGAUAGAUGUUUUAAUUUUGUAUCGUUUUUGAGGAAUCUAAGUCAAACAUGUAAUUACUUUCUGUUAAAAAUGGUUAAAAUAAGGAAUCCACAGUGAUCACAGAAAUGACUUGCAUCUGACAAAAGAAUAAGAA
Molecule: messenger RNA, 698 nt
Organism: Cyprinodon tularosa
Lineage: Eukaryota; Metazoa; Chordata; Actinopteri; Cyprinodontiformes; Cyprinodontidae
Gene: fuom
Product: fucose mutarotase
Exons: 6
Coding region: 86-550 (154 amino acids)
Biological process (GO): fucose metabolic process
Molecular function (GO): fucose binding; racemase and epimerase activity, acting on carbohydrates and derivatives
Source: RefSeq, a predicted model, not a curated record